Molecule: messenger RNA, 3909 nt
Organism: Paramacrobiotus metropolitanus
Lineage: Eukaryota; Metazoa; Tardigrada; Eutardigrada; Parachela; Macrobiotidae
Product: lethal(2) giant larvae protein homolog 1-like
Exons: 18
Coding region: 542-3643 (1033 amino acids)
Biological process (GO): regulation of Notch signaling pathway; regulation of establishment or maintenance of cell polarity; establishment of spindle orientation
Cellular component (GO): plasma membrane; cytoplasm; cortical actin cytoskeleton
Molecular function (GO): GTPase activator activity; syntaxin binding; myosin II binding
Source: RefSeq, a predicted model, not a curated record
CAGGCAGAGUUAAAAAACAAAUUUUCCCAGAUUUACCAUCAAAUUUCAAAUCAUAUCAUUUGGAGACAAGAGUACAAGUUAAAACCCAGGUGUUCUGUAUAAAACUGAAUUUAUUUUGGGCUAUUUAAUGAUAGUGAUGUUUAGCAGUACCCGAAAUUUACUGCGGUUCUGAGUUUCUGCUCUUGAGUUCCCCCAGCAUAGUUGUCCCGUAAUUUAUCAUCGGUUCUUCAUAUACACUGAGCCCUAUGAUUUGCAAAUGGCGAUUUUGGGAUAGCGUUAUCCGUUUGUUUUUGAAUUGCUCUGGAAUUUUUCGUGGAACAUGUCUCCGUUUUGUCAUGUUUUUGGGGCUUUGAUUCAUGAUUUACACAUGCAGCUUGUUUCCAGGUUCCAUAACUGAGUUCAGCGCAUUUCAUGAUUUCUUUUGCAACUGGAACCAGUCUGUCUGCGGGAUUUCAACUGUCAUUGUGUUUGUGACCAGGAAUAAUACUGGUUAAAUCUCCAGCGGUUAUACGGUUGCUCGUUUGCAUGGUUUAUUGAUGGGAUGGAUACUUUGUGGAAAAAACUCCGUGGCAAAAGCCAUUCUGUGGAUCAGGAUGUCCGGCAAAAAGGACUGCAGCAAAUGCUCCAGUACAAAAGGACUGUGCAGCACGGAUUCCCUAACCGACCGUCGGCGUUGGCUUAUGAUCCGAAGCUCAGAAUCAUUGCGAUUGGAACGCAGAGUGGGAGUAUAAAAAUAUACGGUUCUCCUGGUGUCGAAUGUUAUGCACAGCAUGAGACGGAUAUCGUUGUAAAUCACAUUGUCUUCCUACCUAAUCAGGGUCGAUUUGUCAGCAUUUGUGAGGAUAACACAGUUUAUCUGUGGGAGAUUGCUAGCCGAGACAAGAGCAUCUUUGUGGAGUGCAUUAACAAUGUUAAAUUAGAAGGAAGGUCGAAAAAGAUUUCGACAGUUUGUUUGGCGUCCGUUGGCGAUCAGCUGUACAUUGGCACGGAAGGCGGCAACGUGCACGUUCUUAAUUACAAUACGUUCGAAUUCACCGAAGCAUCGACAAUUUAUAUUGAUAAUGCUACUCAAAAUUCCGCCAGCCCAUCAAGAGCCUCUCCGGGCGCUGUGGAGGCGCUUGCGGAAAACCCUGUCAACUGUGACCAGUUGCUGAUCGGUUAUAACAAAGGCCUUAUGGUUAUCUGGGAUUUCAAGGAGCAAAAGGCUGUCCGUUCCUUCUGGGCUGGUCAGCAACUGGAAUCAUUAUCUUGGUCUAGCGACGGUGCUCGCUUUUAUUCUUCUCACAACGAUGGCAGCUAUAUUGCAUGGGACCCGCGAAUGUCGGAACCGGCGGAAAAGCCCAAUUUUCCAUACGGGCCUUUCCCAUGUAAACCCAUACCAAAGUUACUCUGGAAGACAUCCGGAGGAUCUCAUCCUUUUAUUGUGUUCUCGGGCGGCAUGCCGAGAUCGCGCUAUGGAGACCACCAAACGGUCACCGUUAUGCAGGGAGAUAACCAUGUUGUAUUUGAUUUUACCUCCCGAGUGGUGGAUUUUUUUACUGUUGAUUCCAGCGGGGUAUCAGAUACUGCGAAUCCCGAGGCACUGGUAGUUCUUCUGGAGGAAGAACUGAUAGCCGUCGAUCUCACAACGGAAAAGUGGCCAAUAUUUCAGUUGCCUUAUUUGUUCGUUAUGCAUUCCUCGUCUAUAACAUGCUCACAUCAUGUCAGCAGCGUAUCAGAGGAGUUUUGGGAUGCUUUAACGCAUGCUGGUCGCCAGCAAGAACGAGGACAUUUCUCCAGCAAACCUUGGCCAAUAUCAGGCGGACAUACGUACAAAGAGAGCAAUGAGAACCGGGAUAUUUUUCUAACUGGACACGAAGAUGGUUCAGUCCGCUUCUGGGAUGUAUCGGGAAACCAUCUGAGAAUAUUAUACACACUGAAAACGGCAAAUUUAUUUAAAACGGAUGAUAUGGAUGGUGACGAUGAAGAAAUUGCUCCGGCUGAAGAAGAAGAAGCCGAAGAAUGGCCGCCGUUCAGGAAGACAGGAAGUUUCGAUCCGUUCAGUGAUGAUCCGCGGUUAGCAGUGCAGAAGGUGGAAUUUUGUAUGAAAACAAACGUUUUGCUAGUGGCUGGGACAUCAGGACAGAUUGUUGUUUUCGAUUUUAAAAAGAUCCCUAAGGCUGGGAAAACUAUGGAUCAUGUAACGGUGAAUUUGGUCGGCGAUCGAGACGGCUUUGUAUGGAAAGGACAUAGUCCGCUGAAACUGAAAACUUCCGUCAUUAAGUCCGAAAGCGGAUUUCAGCCCCAUACAGUGGUUCAAAUCAUGCCACCAGCAGCUUGUACUGCGCUGACGCUUCAGUCCGAAUGGCAGCUAUUUGGCGCCGGUACGGCGCAUGGGUUUGUUUUGUUGGAUUAUAAUCGAUGGAAGGCGGUUGUAACACGCUGUACACUCCAGAAUCUGGAGAGUGUUAACGGGUUGGACCCGUCAAUGACCAGAAGGAAGUCGUUUAAAAAAUCCUUACGGGAAUCCUUUCGACGCAUGCGACGGGGCCGGUCGCAAAUGGCAAUCAAACGUGGACCGGAUGGCGACAAGGCCAGUCCUUCUCGAGAUGUGACAGCUCACAUCGAAACCCGCCCCGUGGAACGGGAGAUCGAAGCCCGCGCAGUUGACAAUGAAAUGGCUUCUGUGGUCCGCUGUUUACAAUUGGUGUCAUGCUAUAUUUUGAAUAAUGUUGUUAGUUCUCCGACGUUUUGGGUUGGAACAAACAGUGGCGGAGUGCUAAUUUAUACACUCGUGUUACCGUUGGCGGAAAACAGACGAGAGGAGGAAGUCCAUGCUAGUUUAAGCAAAGAGAUUCAGUUGCAGCAUCAUGCACCGGUUGUGCACGUUGCUGCUAUCGACGCACAUGGAUGUCCGGUUAAUGAGAAGCCAUCGAGCAAGGACAGUAGUAUUGAAUCGAGUCAAAAAGUCGUGAUAUGUUCCGAAGAACAGUUUAAGAUAUUUCAUUUGCCUAGUCUGAAACCGUACACGAAAUUCAAGUUGACUGCGAGCGAAGGAGCUUUAAUCAGGAAAGUUCGCAUUGUUAGAUUCGCCAGCAGAUCGGACGAUGAUCCGACAAUGCGAGAGUAUUGCUUGGCCUGUUUGACCAAUCAAGGCGAUAUUCACAUAUUCAGUCUUCCUAGUCUUCAGCGACUCCUUAAGCAAGAAUGCAUAAAGCGGGAAAAUAUCCACGGUAUAACGACUUUGACCUUUACCAAAACCGGACAGGGAUUCUAUCAGAAAUCUCCUAGUGAAUUUCAGAGGUUUACUCUGACGGCGCGAAAUGUUAUGGAGCCGCUGUGCGCGAUUGAUAUUCCUGAUAAUAUGCGGUUAGCGGAAACCCCGCGACCACCGCACAGUCCGUUAAGCCACACAUCCAAUAGUCCGAGGCUACGUUCUUUGAACAAAAGUUCCCCUGAAUCUGGAAUCAGUAUCAAUAACCAUGUUUAUGCCCGAAACAUAAACAAUUCCGGUAUGCGGUCGCCGGAUACAUCGAAUUUGAACGAAUCUAUCAAAAGCGAGACAUCGGGAGAAGACAGCAUCCGAAUCUAUCCUGUUGAUGGACAUGUUACGGUAACGCAGCUACGCUCUCCCGACAAACAAGACCGUGCACCAAGUUCCUAAAAUGUUUUGGCACCACUUUGUACUGAUUGUAUUCUUGUAUGUACAAUUUUUUGAUAACCCGACACUUGAAAAUUGUAGUUCAUGUUGUGUGCGUUUCUUAUGGUGAUCUUCCGUGACAGCUUUCCUCUCCAUUUUUGUUUUUAUCGGCUUUUAUGCCAUUUUUAUCUUCUGUAAGAGUUGCUGGGUUGUUAUUUAAAGUUUCCGGUUACUGUUUUUAAAUUUUCUAUGGAGCAGACGAGCAGUGGUACAUAAACUCAUGCAAACGA